AUUUCACAUAUAAGUCUCAUUUUUCCCCCAACUCCAAUCGAUCGACUCACUGCCAAUUCCAACUUCCCAAUUCGAAGUAUGCCACUAUGCGUCAUGUCUCGUUUUGUAUUUAUAUCCAAGCCUUUGGGUUCGGUCACUCGACGCGUCAUCUCCGGUCACGACCGCAAGCGGGUCGGCGAUCCCCGGCCGCGAGAGCCCCACCCGGAACCACAGUUUCGUGUUCGUGAUCGGAGACAUACUCGAUCUACAGCCGGUGGUUGCAGUGGCGUUGGAUGGGCCGCCUUAUCGGGUCAUGAGUGGCGAUGGUAAUGCCUCGGUGGAUUCAACCUCGCAGAAGAAGAAGGGAAGAGGAAGAAGAACGAUGGAUGGUUGACAGCACUGCUUGCAGGCGUGCGUUGCGAUCGUUUCUAUUUAGGUUGAAAGCGAAGCACAAAUCGAUUGGAGUUGGGUAUUGUUGUUCGUCGAUCACCAGUUUUGUCGCUGCAGCUCCAGUGUUUGCUUUCUUCCACUUGGGCACCUUUUCCGUGGACGGUCUAAAACUUUGUCCACCACCUAUUUGAUGCAAUGCUCCUCACUUUCUCUCUCCGUCUCACUCCCCAUUCAAUGCAGUUCCUGAGCAGACCCACCCACCUCCCCCCAAAAAGGCUAACCCUUCCUUCCCCCUUCCCUCCCCUUCCCUCUCCUCUCCUCUCCACAAUGCCACUGCCGCUCCUCUCCGCCGCAACAUGUCCACUCACGCCUCCCCCGGCGGCGCCUCCUCCUCCUCCUCUUCCCUCUUCACGACCCUCAGUUUCUCCUUCGCUAUUGCCGUCUCCCUCGGCCUCCUCUCCGCUCUCCUCGUCGUCUCCUACAUCUGCUGCCGCCGACGACCCCAGAACCCUGGUUCCGCCCCGGGCCCGAUCCCCGCCGAAGGCGUCCUCCAGCGACACAUCAUCUUCGUCGCCGAGGACGACGACGGCGAGGACAGCGAGGGCGGCGGCCGGGCAUCGGGGCUCGAUCAGGCGGCCAUCAGCUCGUACCCUAAGUUCCCGUUCUCGGCGGCCAAGGGUGGGGAUACCGUCUGCUCGAUCUGCCUUUGCGAGUACCGGGAGGGGGAGAUGCUCCGGAUGAUGCCCGACUGCCACCACUACUUCCACCUCCUCUGCAUCGAUGUCUGGCUCCGGCUCAACGCGUCCUGCCCGGUCUGCCGGACGUCGCCAUUGCCCACGCCGGUGUCUACUCCAAUCUCAACACCAUUGUCAGAGCUCGUCCCGCUCUCCCAGUUCGCAGCUGACCGCAGGAGGAGGAGCUAAAGCUUUUGCAAAAUAAUCAAAUACUCUACAUGGAACAUACAUGCUGGAGGUUUGUGGUGGUAUAAUUCAUUAAGCCAUCUGUCAUCAUCAGACUUUUAAGACCUCAGAAGUGUUGAAAACAAGUUUUCAAUCCAGGAAAGACACUCUGUCUGUUCUUACUCAAAUAUUGGUAAAUUACUCUUUCCCUUAAUCAUGGGUAGUGGUGCUUUCUAACAAGGCGGAAAUAGUUUCCGAAUUUUAUCAGUAUCUAGCAUGUCUCUGUUUUUAAUGAGAAGCUGGAAGUUUCUGAAUUUCUAAGUAUAUUAGAUUUUGAUUGUGCAAUCAGUUUCCAAAAUUUUUUGGGUACAUGUCCCAAAAAUGGUGUACUUAAUGGAAGGUGCUUCUUCCUUGGCAAGUGAAAUGGUAUUCCAUGGUUACAGGUGUAUGUUGCACACCUUUUAUUCUAGCCCUAGGAAGACUAGCUACCAUUGUACGCUAGGAGAGUAUCACUUGAAAAAGCUCUCUGAGAAAACCCAAAUCCAGUCUCCCAGGUUUGAUUGACCAUAACUCUAGUUUGGCACAAGUGUGCUUGAGAGGCUGGGGCUUAACAUGAGGAAGCAGUCUUUUUCAUCUCUCCUAAAAGUUUGAAUUUCCGAGCUUUACUUCAUUUCUUCUUGCUUGAAUGCUCUGUCGUAUUAUUUUGCUGCUGUCAUGUUUUGCGUAGACAAAAAUAUUGAGGUUGAUGCGUGAAGUUGAUUGGAAAAUAAAUGUUUUUAACGACAAACAAUUAGAUGUGGUUCUCAUAGUAGAUAAAAGGAGAAAGUUCCCUCGGAGAUUUGCAAAUGUUAUUACUAAACAGGAUGAGAUAAGUAACAUUGUUGUGAGAGAGGAAAAAAGGAGACCAAAAAAAAAAAAAUCAUCCGAUAUUGUCAAAAGGUUUAAUUGCUCUCAGUACAAUCAAAUAUGUUGUCUUAGACGGAUAUAGCUGAUUCUAAAUUAUUAGGAUAUUACCACUUGUUGUUAUUUGCCAUGUUAAUUGAUAAGUACAAAAUUCUGGAUUUCUGUUAUAGAGAAGAAAAUUUGGGAUAGACGUGAUGUUGCAGAUGUCACUCAACUCUGUGAGCAUUUGAU
This is a messenger RNA of Musa acuminata subsp. malaccensis (wild Malaysian banana), 2402 nucleotides long. RefSeq names its product RING-H2 finger protein ATL67. Gene Ontology annotation, molecular function: transferase activity. NCBI's taxonomy places the organism in Eukaryota, Viridiplantae, Streptophyta, Magnoliopsida, Zingiberales, Musaceae. The record is from RefSeq and is a predicted model, not a curated record. Gene Ontology annotation, biological process: protein ubiquitination.